GCAGUGGCCUCUCGCGAGAUUUGGAGCAGGCAGGUGACAGGACCCGGAAGUGUUGUGAGUGUAGAGGAGAGGAAGAGCUCAGGAUGGACGAUACAUUAUUUCAGUUAAAGUUCACAGCCAAGCAGCUGGAGAAACUCGCCAAGAAAGCGGAGAAGGAUUCCAACACAGAGAAUGCCAAAGUGAAAAAGGCUCUGCAGCAGAAGAAUGUAGAGGUUGCCCGGGUCUAUGCUGAGAAUGCCAUCCGGAAGAAGAACGAGGGGCUGAACUGGCUGCGGAUGGCCUCAAGGGUUGAUGCAGUCGCCUCUAAAGUCCAGACAGCAGUCACUAUGAAAGGGGUGACGAAGAACAUGGCUCAGGUGACGAAGGCUCUGGACAAAGCUCUGAACUCUAUGGAUCUGCAGAAGGUCUCGGCUGUGAUGGACAAAUUCGAGCAACAGGUUCAGAAUCUGGAUGUACACACGUCGGUGAUGGAGGACUCCAUGGGCUCUGCCAUGACACUGACCACCCCCCAGGAACAGGUGGAUAGUCUUAUUAUACAGAUUGCAGAGGAGAAUGGACUGGAGGUGAUGGAUCAGCUGAACCAGCUCCCGCAAGGAGCAUCAUCGGUAGGAGAGAGCUCCACCCGCACUCCGGAGGACCAGCUGUCACGCAGACUGGCUGCACUGAGGAAUUAACGUCCUACUUAUUCUGCACCCCAGUCUCCUGGGCUGGAAUGUUCUGGAGCUUCGGGUACACUGGGGUCACUUUAUCACUCUGUGGCCUUCACCGAUCAUUUUGGGAGGAUACCAGGCCCCUGGGCUAUACUGCUGCUUAUCUCCAGUUUCUCUGCUGUCCCGGAUCCUGAAGUUGGCCUGUUUUGUUCAAAUGUCUUGGUGCAUGAUAUUAAAGCCUAGGGAUUAGCACUUCACAAAGAGGGGAUAUGUAAUCUCUAAUCAUAUACAGAUUUCAUAUUCUGGCACCUCUUCCUUGCUCCCAAAACAAAGAAGACACUAUUCUGUUUGCCUUUCUGCUUUGCAAUUACUACCCAGAAAGCAUCUGGCAGCAGACAAGGACAUUAUAGCCUACAUAACAUUAAAUAUAUCAA
Molecule: messenger RNA, 1084 nt
Organism: Nanorana parkeri
Lineage: Eukaryota; Metazoa; Chordata; Amphibia; Anura; Dicroglossidae
Gene: CHMP1A
Product: charged multivesicular body protein 1A
Exons: 7
Coding region: 84-674 (196 amino acids)
Biological process (GO): late endosome to vacuole transport; endosome transport via multivesicular body sorting pathway; protein transport
Cellular component (GO): ESCRT III complex; multivesicular body
Source: RefSeq, a predicted model, not a curated record